AUGGCCGGUUCAAAGCGAAACAAGAUCAAGAAAGCCUUCAGCCCCAAGUCAGCGGCUGAACAGGCUCCAGUCAGUGAUGCCAAUGACGAAGAACUCAUGGACGAUCUCUUUGCCCAGCUCGACUCAAGAGAGCAAACUAGUGCUGUCAAGGGCGAAUCAGCUACAAUAAUUCAUGAUAUUCAAGCAAAGCAAGUGGCAGAGCAGUCGACUUCACCACCCCCUAGGAAACAAGACCCGAAGAACCGCCAUCAAGCCCGCCAGGCCAGGAGAGCUGCAGCAUUUGCUGAAAGCUAUCCCGAAUCUGACCCGAAUGUCGCAGCACGUUUAGAACGGGAAGCAAAGCAGGAGGAAGAAAUGAUCAAGAGCACAUGCGAUCAGCUAAACCUCCAUAUUUACGAUAUCAAUCCAGACGGGCACUGUAUGUUCUCUGCUGUCGCAGACCAGCUUGCUCUUUUACAGUUAAUUCCGGAAAGUCAAGCAAAUUACGCUAGCGUUAGAGACGUAGCCGCAAGAUACAUGUUCGCCCACCCCGAUAACUUCAUUCCUUUUCUUCCUUCCUCGGUUGGCGAAGACGGUGCAGGCUCUACAGAUGACACAGGCCUCAUGACUCCUGCUCAGUUCGAGCGAUAUUGUGCAUCAAUACGGGAUACUGCUGUAUGGGGCGGAGAACCUGAGAUUCUUGCCCUAAGCAGGGCUUACAAUAUCCCAAUCCAUGUUGUGCAGGGUGGAACGCCUCCUGUUGUCGUGCAUACACCAACUGGAGAAUCUCAGGAACCUGACGCGACCGCGAAAGCCGUUCGCAUAAGCUACCAUAGGCGAAUGUACGGGCUAGGAGAGCACUACAACUCUUUGCGACCUAGGUCAAGUUUAACAGCUGUUACAGAUAAAAUUUCUUCUAUCUUGCGAUAA
Molecule: messenger RNA, 909 nt
Organism: Coniophora puteana RWD-64-598 SS2
Lineage: Eukaryota; Fungi; Basidiomycota; Agaricomycetes; Boletales; Coniophoraceae
Product: OTU-domain-containing protein
Exons: 4
Coding region: 1-909 (302 amino acids)
Biological process (GO): protein deubiquitination
Molecular function (GO): cysteine-type deubiquitinase activity
Source: RefSeq, a predicted model, not a curated record